CAGCGGGAAUUUAAGGUGUGCGUUAUCAUAAAAAUUUGGAGCUCUUUGUAAGCAGUUUACUCUCUGAUACCAAAGUCGUUUAUUCAUGCAGAGACGUCCACUUACUCGCAUAGAACUAGGAUUACAAGACCUAAUGGAGUUUAAAAACUUCAUUGAUACUCAGUGCAGUGGGGAUUGUGUAAAAGUUAGUAAAAGUAUCAAAGAAUCAUUUGAGCGGAUUCAACUUCGAGAGGCUGAAAAACGCAAGAAAAAUACGCGUCAUCGUAUUGGUCUACCUCCAGAUUACUAAGUCAAGUUGCAUUUAUCGCUGAGAAAGUGAAAUAAUAUCUGUGAUUAAUAAUAAAUAUUUCUUAUCUUC
Heterobilharzia americana is the source of this 358-nucleotide messenger RNA. Lineage: Eukaryota; Metazoa; Platyhelminthes; Trematoda; Strigeidida; Schistosomatidae. The record is from the annotation of a GenBank genome assembly.